Labrus mixtus (cuckoo wrasse) is the source of this 1484-nucleotide messenger RNA. RefSeq names its product olfactory receptor class A-like protein 4. Gene Ontology annotation, cellular component: membrane. Gene Ontology annotation, molecular function: G protein-coupled receptor activity. Lineage: Eukaryota; Metazoa; Chordata; Actinopteri; Labriformes; Labridae. The transcript has 4 exons. Gene Ontology annotation, biological process: G protein-coupled receptor signaling pathway. The record is from RefSeq and is a predicted model, not a curated record. The coding region runs from base 483 to 1484 and encodes 333 amino acids.
CUGACCUACAGUAGUGGCAAAAACAAAAGAUGAAUGUGCUUUCAUUAAAAAGUUGCUGAAACCACAACAAGAAGAACAUGAAAAAAUACUUCAAUUCCCCAAGGGUUAUGGCAUAGGGAUGUUGCAGAGGAAGCAAAUUUCAUUCAGGGAAACUGAUUAAUCUCUUGUGUAUCAUUAACAAGCAGCUCGAGCCCCCCAGGCUCACAACUUAGAGCAGCUUUUUAGCUUUGUGCCUGACAGGGAUAUGUGACCAGAUCAAAACAUAAAGAUGCCUCUGCUGUCAGUUUCUUUUGUCAGAUCACCUUCUUUGAUUAGCUCAGAAAGCAGUGUGUUGAUCUGAGUGAGGGAUAAGACAGUUGAGUCCACUUGAAUGCUGGAGGACAAAAAUUAAUCAUGCCCAGCUGAGUAAACUGAAGAUUGAGAAUGCCUUAAGACUACAUAUCAGAUAUUAAACUUCUUCAGAGACAUAAGUAUUGAGAAAUAUGAUUGGACUAAACAUGGAGGAGAAUGGAGACACGGAGCUUGUGGGGAUGGGACUUCGUGCCGAUGUGUCUCCUGCACAAACAGCUUUUUACAUCAUCCUGGUGAUAAUGGGCAUUAUGGGUAAUGCCACAGUGGUUGCAGUGAUUGGCAAGAGUGUAAUAAUGGACCGUGGAGGUGGACGUAACUCGGACAUCAUCAUCAUAAACAUGGCAUUGUCUAACCUGCUGGUUUCUGUGAUGAGGAACACACUGCUAGUCAUCUCAGACAUGGGAAUCAAGCUGUACUCAUCCAAAGAAUGGUGUCAGUUCCUUAUGGGUGUCUGGGUAUGGCUGCGAUCCGUCAAUGUGUGGUCAACACUCUUUCUCAGUGCUUUCCAUCUCCAGACAUUAAAGCGUGUUGCUCCCUCUAAUGGGACCCUCCAUGUGUCCCGUGGCCCUCCUAAGAUCAUACUACUGAGUUUGGGCCUCAUCUGGCUUCUCAACCUGUUUUACUCUAUUCCUGCUUGUAUCUUUUCCACUAAUGGCAACGAGAACAGCACAGAGACCCUGAUGUUGGUAAGUAGCACAACACGCCCCCUGCUGGGCUGUGUGUGGAACUUUCCCUCCACCAACAGUGGCCUUCUCUAUGCCACCACAUCUAUGAUUAUCCAUGAAACAAUUCCCAUUAUCCUAAUGACCUUCACCAACCUUGGCUCCCUUUACACACUCCAUAGUCAUGGGAGGAUGAGGAGUUCAGUGGAAGGUGUCUUUGUCAUUAAGCGAGUGCCAGCUGAGAGACGAGCAGCCAAGGUGAUUCUUGCUCUCAUCAUGCUUUUUAUUUUAUCCUGGGGAACCAGCAUUAUCUCUGUCAACUAUUUCAACUACAACCGUGGCUCCUCAGCUGAGUUUCUUCUGGUCGUUGCUCGAUUUGCCAACAUUAUUUUCAUUGCCAUGUCCCCUAUUGUUCUGGCAGUCGGCCAUCGUCGUCUACGUUCUUUCAUCAAGUCUGCACUCGCCCUCUGA